Messenger RNA from Coregonus sp. 'balchen', 8799 nucleotides. The record is from the annotation of a GenBank genome assembly. Lineage: Eukaryota; Metazoa; Chordata; Actinopteri; Salmoniformes; Salmonidae.
AUGACAGAGCCCCUAACUGUCUACGAGUCAAAGGUCAACCAAAGGGCAUAAAGUGUUAAACCUAUUAUUAUAUUCAUUUUUGUUGCAUCACGCUAACACAAUUUGCAUUUUGGCUCCUCAUUGACUGCAACAGUUUCACUUAUCAGACGGAAGCUAGUACUCAUUUACAUUUUAGCAGACGCUCUUAUCCAGAGCGACUUACAGUUAGUGAGUGCAUACAUUUUCAUACUGGCCCCCCGUGGGAAACGAACCCACAACCCUGGCGUUGCAAGCGCCAUGCUCUACCAACUGAGCUACAGGGGACUAGUAGAUGUGCAAUUUUGAUCUUACCUGUUUCAACUUGUUAGACUGGAGUAUUAUUACUGCAUGCAAACUAAACACAUCGAUUAACACACACACCCACGCUCAGCUCCUCAUCGAAACACAAGCACAAGCACAGGUAGAGGUAGUUACUCUCUGAAACUCACACAAUGACUUUUCAGACAUCCUCUGUCUGCCUACAGACCGUUCUCUUGUCAGAUUAUAUAAGACCUGUGACAUAGCCUUUAGGCCAGUGCUUGACUUGGGCUGGAGAUCACCGGACCUGAGUACCGGCACCUCAAAUUUUCUUCUGCUUGAGUUCCUCCACCGCUUAUAGAAUAUCAGCUCAAACGUAUUGAGGAGUUCCUGCACAUAAAUCCAAUUUGUAAGUCGCUCUGGAUAAGAGCGUCUGCUAAAUGACUUAAAUGUACAUGUUAAAUGUAAAUAAAUAUAAACAGUACCGACACCUAUUUCAGUCCAAGUCAAGCACUGCUUUAGCCUAUUGGUUGUAACUCAAUUGAUUUUACAACUAGGCCUAUGUCUCGAGUCUUCAAACACAUAGACUCAUCAUGGAGCCUCAUACCUACAGUGGGGGAAAAAAGUAUUUAGUCAGCCACCAAUUGUGCAAGUUCUCCCACUUAAAAAGAUGAGAGAGGCCUGUAAUUUUCAUCAUAAAUACACGUCAACUAUGACAGACAAAAUGAGGAAAAAAAAUCCAGAAAAUCACAUUGUAGGAUUUCUAAUGAAUUUAUUUGCAAAUUAUGGUGGAAAAUAAGUAUUUGGUCAAUAACAAAAGUUUCUCAAUACUUUUAUAUACCCUUUGUUGGCAAUGACACAGGUCAAACGUUUUCUGUAUGUCUUCACAAGAUUUUCACACACUGUUGCUGGUAUUUUGGCCCAUUCCUCCAUGCAGAUCUCCUCUAGAGCAGUGAUGUUUUGGGGCUGUCGCUGGGCAACACGGACUUUCAACUCCCUCCAAAGAUUUUCUAUGGGGUUGAGAUCUGGAGACUGACUAGGCCACUCCAGGACCUUGAAAUGCUUCUUACGAAGCCACUCCUUCGUUGCCCGGGCGGUGUGUUUGGGAUCAUUGUCAUGCUGAAAGACCCAGCCACGUUUCAUCUUCAAUGCCCUUGCUGAUGGAAGGAGGUUUUCACUCAAAAUCUCACGAUACAUGGCCCCAUUCAUUCUUUCCUUUACACGGAUCAGUCGUCCUGGUCCCUUUGCAGAAAAACAGCCCCAAAGCAUGAUGUUUCCACCCCCAUGCUUCACAGUAGGUAUGGUGUUCUUUGGAUGCCACUCAGCAUUCUUUGUCCUCCAAACACGACGAGUUGAGUUUUUACCAAAAAGUUAUAUUUUGGUUUCAUCUGACCAUAUGACAUUCUCCCAAUCCUCUUCUGGAUCAUCCAAAUGCACUCUAGCAAACUUCAGACGGGCCUGGACAUGUACUGGCUUAAGCAGGGGGACACGUCUGGCACUGCAGGAUUUGAGUCCCUGGCGGCGUAGUGUGUUACUGAUGGUAGGCUUUGUUACUUUGGUCCCAGCUCUCUGCAGGUCAUUCACUAGGUCCCCCCGUGUGGUUCUGGGAUUUUUGCUCACCGUUCUUGUGAUCAUUUUGACCCCACAGGGUGAGAUCUCGCGUGGAGCCCCAGAUCGAGGGAGAUUAUCAGUGGUCUUGUAUGUCUUCCAUUUACUAAUAAUUGCUCCCACAGUUGAUUUCUUCAAACCAAGCUGCUUACCUAUUGCAGAUUCAGUCUUCCCAGCCUGGUGCAGGUCUACAAUUUUGUUUCUGGUGUCCUUUGACAGCUCUUUGGUCUUGGCCAUAGUGGAGUUUGGAGUGUGACUGUUUGAGGUUGUGGACAGGUGUCUUUUAUACUGAUAACAAGUUCAAACAGGUGCCAUUAAUACAGGUAAUGAGUGGAGGACAGAGGAGCCUCUUAAAGAAGAAGUUACAGGUCUGUGAGAGCCAGAAAUCUUGCUUGUUUGUAGGUGACCAAAUACUUAUUUUCCACCAUAAUUUGCAAAUAAAUUCAUUAUAAAUCCUACAAUGUGAUUUUCUGGAUUUAUUUUUCUCAAUUUGUCUGUCAUAGUUGACGUGUACCUAUGAUGAAAAUUACAGGCCUCUCUCAUCUUUUUAAGUGGGAGAACUUGCACAAUUGGUGGCUGACUAAAUACUUUUUUCCCCACUGUAAGUGACUGCCAGAGCCCUGUAUCUUAAAGUAUGUGUUAGCCCACACACACACACACUAAAGGGAUCAGAUCAGAUAGUGUAGCAGCUUGUGCUCCCCUGGUGCCUUCAGCUAGCGAGGCUUUUGGGAGGGGAAUAUCUGAUCCCUAUCUGUUACCGCCUUUCUGUGAGGACAACACUGAAAGAUGUGGGUCGUGUUCAUUGGGGCAUACAGUAGCAAAACAAAAUGGAAACGAGCGUUUCUCAUACAAGUUCAGAUAGUUGGUUCCCAUUUCACACCGUUUCAGAAUUCAGAUCGCUUUCUUUCAUUUCGUGUCAGGUGAACACAACUCAGGACUCUCUCUCUCUCUCACGCUCACUCUCUCACACCCCUUUAAGCCAUAACUCUGUCACUGUUCAUUCUUCUCAUCCCAAAACAACACCUCUCUAAUCUCCAGCCCUGGUAAUAGUUCUGAUUAGAAAUACCAAGUCAGAGAAAGUCGAAGGAGAUUGGUCCCUGUCGUCUCACAAGGAUCUUAUUGGUCGCAGUUGACCUUUCUGACAUGGUCUGAUUCCAAUAUCCACACACUAGCAUACCACUUAGUAUGAAUAAAUGUAUUGUCAUGGCAAUGGGGCAGGCCUUAACGUCAAUCCCUGAUUGGGCAUGCAAAAGUAGUAUGCUAAUAUGGACAUUGGAACUUAGCCUCUGUCUGUAUACAGCCCGAUAUCUUGUCAUGUGAUACGUGCCACAGCUGAAGUUGUAACUCAAUUGAUUUACAACUAUGUCUCGAGCCGUCUAUUACAUUAGGAUCAAACCAACACUUAACCCCAGAACUCUGUUGUUUAGUCUCAAAAGGGCCACCAUCACCGUGGAAACUACAGUACUGCUGGGCUGUCAGUUGUUGGUCACAUGACGAUGUUGAUUAGGAAGUGCUAAUUAGUAUACUGCCAUUGACCAAGCUGGCCACAUUUCUCCAUCUCAUGGCUAAAUGGGGCAUGUUCUUUAUGUUCCCGCUCCAUUUGUUUGUACUGUAGAUGCGUGUGUAUGUGUCAUAUUUAAAGUCUGUGGUUCCCAACCUUUUUUGGUUACUGUACCACCAACUGAAUUUUGCUCUGCCCGGAGUACCCCCUCAUGUGCAUUUUACCAGUAGGCCUAUGGUCUCAUGACUCUUCUCAAGUACCCCCAGGGGUCCUAGUACCCCUGAUUGGGAACCACUGUUAUAAGUCAUAACAGAAUAGCUCACCUUAGCCAGAUCAUGAAAUUAAUAAUAAUAAUAAAUAAUAAUGAAAUUAAUGGAAAAUCCAUUGUUUCUGAUGCAUUGAAAAUCGGAUAACAUCUAUCAACUGAACUUAAGAUAUAAUCAGUUAUAUCAGAUGGUAUGAUGUUUACUAUGUAGGGUAGGGACUCGGCACACUGUAUAAUCUCACAACAUGAUAUGGUAGGGAAUGUGAAGACAUGUUGAAUGAAGCAACCAACCAACCCUCUUUCUCUGUUUGACCCCUGCAGGCUCGCAUCUCCUUUGUGCGGGUGAAAUACCUGUUCCUCACCUGGCUGACAGUGUUCGUGGGGGGCUGGGUGAUCUAUGUCCAGUACUCCAACUACACUGAGCUCUGCCGAGGACAUGAGUGCAAGAACGCCAUAGUGAGUACGGACACAUCUGUCAUAUCAUAUCCAUGAUCCACUUAUUUUUUUAUUAGGAGUGGGAACUUUCAUAUUUUUAUGCUUUUAUUGAUAGACGGUCAGUAGGGGGGACAGGAACAGUGGUGUAAAGUACUUAAGUAAAAAUACUUUAUAGUACUACUUAAGUAGUUUUUUUGGGGUAUCUGUACUUUACUUUACUAUUUAUAUUUUUGCCAACUUUUACUUUUACUUCACUACAUUCCUAAAGAAAAUAAUGUACUUUUUACUCCAUACAUUUUCCCUGACACCCAAAAGUACUCGUUACAUUUUGACAGGAAAAUGGUCCAAUUCACACACUUAUCAAGAAAACAUCCCUGGUCAUCCCUACUGCCUCUGACCUGGCGGACUCACUAAACACAAAUGCUUCGUUUCUAAAUUCAGUCUGAGUGUUGGAGUGUGCCCCUGGCUAUCCGUCAAUAAAAAAAAACAAGACCAAUUGUGCCGUCUGGUUUGCUUAAUGUAAGGAAUUUGAAAUGGUUUAUACUUUUACUUUUACUUUUGAUACUUAAGUACAUUUAAAACCAAAUACUUUUAGACUUUUACUGGGUGACUUUCACUUUUACUUGAGUCAUUUUCUAUUAAGGUAUCUUUACUUUUACUCAAGUAUGACAAUUCAGUACUUUUUCCACCACUGGACAGGAAUGACAGGAGGAGUGUGUCAAACAGGCUGUGGGCCAGAUUGGAAUGAUGACACAAUAUGGGGGCGGACGAUCGGCGGCACUAACUGCUAGACCACGACCCAGUUCUACUGUGGUACUGGAGCAAGUGGUGGUAGUAGUAGUAGUAGCACUGCUGUAGUGUAGAAUCAUCAACUAGAAGCCCAAACAGAUAUAACAUUUGACUAAAAUAUAAUCAUUUCAAGCCUUGCUUACAUUUGUAUACAAUCACAUAUAUCUCUCUAUUAUGCGGAAUUAUGGGAAUACUUCGGAACAGAUUUCUCAAAUUAAAAUAACUUGCAGCUUAUUUGAUGGUGUUUUUACUGUAUUUUAUGUCCAACAAUUUAAAAAAUACAAUGAAAUAAAAAACGUUUUGCUCAGAAAACUUGGGGGGCCAAAUAAAAUCACCCACGGGCCAAAUUCGGCUUGCGGCCGCCGGUUGGGGAUCCCUGGUACAAGGCAUCACCCAUUUUCAUACUCCACAGUUUGACAUCAUCCAUCUCAUUCAACCGUUGAGGGUUAGAGCACUGAGGCGAAUGAAGCUUACAGACGCAAAGGCUCAAGGACAAGCUAUUUGGCAUUCGGACCGUUGCUGUUACCAAAACAGCAACCACGAGACUGAUUUCAUUCCUACUUGGCUAAACAUUGUCACCCAGUGUUCAUGUAGCAUGAUAGCGUCAAACAGAGAAAGAAGUUAGUGAAAGGUCUUUGGGCAGUCUGUAGCAGUUCACUUUCAUCUUAAGUGAAGUGUUGUUUGUUUUGACCAUAGAAAUAAAAACAAUAGAGAGGUCACUAAGAUUCAAAUCCGUGUCACAAGCAGUCUGCAAUCUUGUUUUAGCUCUAUGCUCUAUGGUUCUGACUUUGUAAUACCUAGCAUAUUGUUGUAUUGAGUAAAUAAAUGGACAGGAAGAGACUAACACCAACCCUUCUCCACUUCUCAGUGUGAUAAAUACAGGAGGGGCAUCAUCGACGGCUCGGCCUGCAGCAGCCUUUGUGACAAAGACACCCUCUACCUGGGCAGAUGUCUCUCUACCAGCCCCGAACACCAGGUGAGGUAACAGACCAUGACCCUCCCUUUGAGCUGCAGGGGUUACUGUACUGCUGGGCUCUACGCUUACCUUUUUUUUAACAAAGGAGCACGUUUGCGCCUAAGUUGAAAAAUGUAGGCGCACACAAAGAAAUGUAGGAGCAAAAUGAAACAUAUUUGAGAUAAUAAAGCUAGAAUCCUUAAUUUUUCUAGCCGCACUGGUGCUCCUAAAUACAAAUUCCAGGUCGCACAGCAAAAUAUUUAGCCCUGUACUGGACACGUUGUCUUGGUCUGUACUAAGUACAGAUCCAGGAUCAGGAAAAUCAACCUUAGAUCAGUGCAUCUAGGGACAACCUACUACGACCCGGACUUACAGCCCUAAUGUCGACUCAAGAAGGCACUUCGGCAAGUGCCAGUAUGUAGCCAAUGGUUUUAUUGAAGGGUGUGGUGUCUUUAGUAGAAGUUCACUAUAGUAUUUCCACACAUAAUCAGACCAGAAGAAUAAGUCAGAACCAUUGGUUCUUCUUAUCGACUGUAGGUGUAUAAUAAUGUAAUUCCACUAACUUGGGUCUGGUUGUCCUCAUCGUUCCCCUUGCCUGGGCCCUCAGGUGUACACAGGUGGUUGGGGUGACCUGGACGGGGUGAUCCGCUGCCGGGUGGGGGAGGUGCUGCACUAUGAGCUGGGAGAAGAGCCGGAGCCCAGGAAGGAGGCUGCAGUCUUCGACAAACCCACCCGCGGCACGUCUGUGGAGAAGUUCAGAGAGAUGGUCUUCAACCACCUGAAGGUUUUGGAACUCCUGCUGCUUUGACUUUAGCAGAUGCUGUGUCACAAUGGCAACAUCAUCAGCAUAGUAUAGCAUAACAACUAUAAUUAGUGUCUUUGUUGAAAGGGAUUUUGUCAUUUCACUAGCAGUUUUACCAAAAUCUCCAGAUUGAGGAUAAGGUCAUCAGCUUAACUUCUUUCUCGUUUCCUCCUACCUCCCCUUCCCUCAAUCCUUCCAUCUCCAGUCAAAGUUGGGCGAGCAGGCCAACCUGGCCAGCCUGGUGACCCAGAUCCUCACCGUCGCCGACGGCAAUAAGGACGGGCACGUCUCCCUCCCCGAGGCCCGUUCAGCCUGGGCUCUUCUCCAGUUGGACGAGGUGCUGCUGGGCCUGCUCCUCCAGGACCGGGGCCACACCCCCCGGCUGCUGGGCUUCUGUGGGGACCUGUACGUGACCGAGAGGGUCCCCUACGGCCCCUUGUACGGUGUCAGCCUCCCCUGGCCCCUGGAGGCCUGGGUCCCCAGUGGGGCCCGACGCAGCAUGGACCAGUGGUUCACGCCCUCUUGGCCCCGCAAGGCCAAGAUCUCCAUGGGCCUCCUGGAGCUAGUGGAGGACAUCUUCCACGGCACCUACGGCAGCUUCCUCAUGUGCGACCUGAGCGCCGAUCACUUUGGCUACACGGACCGCCACGACCUCCGCCUCACCGACCCCAGGGCCAUCGUCUCCGAGGACGCGUUCCGGCAAACCAUGCGCUCGCUGCACUGCGAGAAGGACGACGACUGUGUGCUGGGGACGGACUGCCGGACAUCGUGCGAUGUGGCUCAGAGACGAUGCAGGGAGGAGGUGACCCAGCCCAACCUGGCCAAAGCAUGCGGGGCGCUGAGGGACUACCUUCUGAGAGGGGUGCCAUCAGAGCUGAGGGAGGAGUUGGAGAGACAGCUGUACGCCUGCAUGGCCCUCAGAGGCUCGGCGGGACAGAUGGACAUGGAGCACUCCCUGAUCCUGAACAACCUCAAGGCCCUGCUGUGGAAACAGAUCUCCCAUACUAAAGACUCGUGAUGAGGGGACAACACAACCAAGUCCUCAAAGACCUGACUCAAAUACUUAAAGGAAAGAUUCACCCAUUUUGAAUGUUAUAUCGUUUUUGUGCAUCUCUGAGCAAUAUUCUAUGGAUUCCCGGGGUCAUUUCAUGUUGUCACGUGUAUCUGAGCUAUUGCUGUUCAAGCAGGCAGAAAUACACACAAUAUAACAUUCAAAAUGGGUGAAUCACAAAAACUCUACCACUUUGGGUGGAUCGUUCAUUUUAGACAUACUACAUUGUUUUUUUUACCACGUUUUGCUGACUGUCAUUGGAAGAAUGAUAAUUAUAAUUAAUGUUCAGGAUGCUGGAAAAUAACUGUAGAUCUGCUGUUUGACAGGUCUCAUUGGAGUCUUGAAAAAACUGAUGGAACAUUUUAAGUGGUAGUAGUUUAGUAGUUGUAUGAACUACACAUUUGAAGUACACUUGCACAUUAUAUGAAGACUGAAGCAUGUUUCGGUUUCUUAAAUGGACAAUGUGACCAAGAAAUAUAUCAGAAGAAACUGAGUAUUAUAGAGGUCUAAGGUAUUGUCCUUCCUCCUAAGUGUGCACUUGUUCCCUUCUCUUAUUUGAAAGGAAAUGACUGGUAUAAGAAAUAUGGUGGAAACUCCCUGUAGUCCAUACCUCGACUAAUCCAAUGCCUUUAGAUUUAUGGGAAAUAGUGGAUAGUGUACACUUCAGGAGAUAUUAUUGGGACGCACCCAGGAGUCGUCCACGUCGCUGGACAUUACCACCCUCACUUGUUUAUUGGCAUACAGCAAUGCUGAAUCAGCCUAUGACGAACCAUUAUGCUUGGUUUGUGUACCAUGUACAUUUCUCACGAAGAACACUUGUAGUUUUCCACUAACCAUGGAGUGUAUUAUGAAUACUAGUGCCAUAAACAAGAGAUCAUGCUGAAAAUACUGUAAUAGACUUGGAACUAGUCUCACGUUUUUGUAUGGAUGUUUGACUACCACUUGUGAAGGAGGUACUGUACAUGGAAUGCUUGCUGUAUUUGACUCCGUUUCUACAUUCUUUCAAGCGCGACCUUUAUAAACAAGGAGGUCACACUUUGUAUGUCUUUUAAACAGGAAACCCCGUCUGAUGUGGUUUCUGAAGGAGCUGAAGCUCAUAGCUGCUGUUGCCGGAUGA